This is a messenger RNA of Notodromas monacha, 1005 nucleotides long. NCBI's taxonomy places the organism in Eukaryota, Metazoa, Arthropoda, Ostracoda, Podocopida, Cyprididae. The record is from the annotation of a GenBank genome assembly.
AUGAAUUCGCUUCCCUUGCGUCUGCAAAAGAUUUAUGCAGUACGGAGCAAAGAAACGGCGUACAUUUACGCAGUGACGUCAGCCGGCGUCGUCCACUCCGUCACCGCCGCCUGCGGGCUCGGUGAGCUCGCCGAGUGUUCCUGCGACGCCGAGCGGAACGGCGGCCGAACCACAGCCGAGGGCUGGAAAUGGGGCGGCUGUUCCGCCGAAAUCGGCUACGGACGCGAGUUCGGACGCCGUUUGGUCGACUCUCCGGACGAGGCCAAGAUCCGCGCCCCGGGGGUCAAACGCGGGAUCCGGCGCCGCGCCGCCAUGAACCUGCUCAACAACGAGGCCGGAAGAGUCGCCGUGGCGCAGCUCAUGAAGAACCAGUGUCGGUGUCACGGGAUCUCGGGAUCCUGCGAGCUCAAGACGUGCUGGCGGUCUUUGCCGCCCUUUCAGGAGGUCGGCGCCAGGCUCAAGGACCGCUACGAAAACUCCGUCGCCAUUUCACAGAUCAACGAGUUGCCAUUCAAAAGCCGAGGAAUUCGGAACAAGAAACGCCGCCGUCGCGGCAACACAAACCGGAAACACGCCGGACUCAAUUCGGCGUCCCUGCUGGCACUGUCGGACGCCCCCGCUGUCCGCAACAGCAGCAGCCGAGGCACCAUGUUGUCUCCAUUCUGGACAAAUACCAACAAAAACAACAACAACAAUAACGCUGAAAAUAUUGACGACAGCCGCAGCACCAGCAAACGCAGGCGGUCCUCGCAGCGGCGCCAGGUGGCGUCGCCGACGAGUCACCACGGCGCCAGUGAGAAUAAGUUGGGCAACGAGGUGCCAUUGAAGUUGCCCGGGAUGGGCGACAAGUUGGUGUACAUCCACGAGAGUCUCAAUUAUUGCGAGGGCGACAAGCGGCGCCAGAUCCCGAGCACUUCUGGGCGCCGGUGCUCGCGGGACUCCACCAAGGGCGACUCCUGCGACGUGCUUUGCUGCGGGCGAGGCUACAAUACACAGGUACAGUAA